AUGCUAAGGCACACCAGAAACAAAUGUUUACUGAUAAUACCAAGGCGUUAUUUAUUUGUGCCUAGUAACAGUUUUACUGAUUCAAAGAAAAAGAAUGUGAUACGAGCCAAGCCAAGAGUAAAGUCUACACCUAAGAUUAUGGAAGAUGAAGCUCAUCAAAAGAAACCACAAAUUGAUAAAUCACUUAUUGCAAAGGCAAAGAAAGAUUUAAGGGAACUUCGAAGUUUAGCAAAAGAUGUGUCAGAGUAUAUCGAGCCAAAAGAUAUUGACUCUUUAACAACAACGAAGAAGAUCUCAACGGAAUUGCCACCUAUUGAUAUCGAUGAGGCUACGGAAGAUAUAUUUCAAGAAAUUUCUGAUCUGAAGGGCAAAAUGAAGAAACAUCCAAAAGCAUUACCACCUAGUUUAUCAUUCCCAGAGAAAAUCAAUCAAAGAUUAGGCUUGGUCUCGGAUUUAUUGGUUCUGAGAGAAUCCACUUCUAAUUUACCAGAAAAGACUCGAAACGAUAAAUGGAAUAUUUUAUUGACACAGUUGAAUGCAGCUGGUGGAUUCAAAGAGUUGUCAGAAGUAGAUAUAAGACUGUUUGUGAAUAAGAUUCCAUUACGAUCUUUAAGAAAUCUAAUCCCUUUUAUCGAAAAUAUGUACCAUGAGGCAGGGGUGUCAGUGCAUUACAAUACUUAUUACUCGUUUAUUAGAGCAUUGUCAUUAGGAGCUUCGAUCUCAGAUACACAGAUACAAGUUAUUGAAGGUUAUUUCAAUGAAAUUGAAAAACAAACAGAGUUGAAAAUGGAUCAUUAUGAAACAAAGAUUGCCGUAUAUGUUAAAAACAAGAACAAGAAAAAAAUCGAAGAGGUCUUAGGAGUCAUGAAAGCUAAAAAUUUGCCACUUCUGAAGUCAAUAUACAAGUCAAUUUUAUCAAGUUAUGUUUACUAUACUAAGGAUCACCGUCGGGCUAUAGAAGUCUUUGACUCAAUGAAGUUUUUAUCCGAGUCAACCAAACCAGAUGCAAAAGUUUACGCUCAGAUUAUUAUUUCCUGUAUGAUGAAUGAUGACAUUGAUAAGGGAUUGGAUUUAUUACAAGAAAUGAGAGAUAAUAAUGUCAAACCUAAUCAAAGCAUUUUAUCUGCCUUGGCUAAAGGAUGUGCUAGAAGUCGACAACACAAGUUUCAGGCUUGGAACCAUUUAUUCCAAAUUUACGAAUAUGGAUGGACGCCUACUUUGCAAACCUUUGAACAUAUGCUUUAUAUUUCUGCUAAAGAUGGUGAUGUUGAGUUGACUAGAGCCCUUUUCUACAAAAUGUUGGAAACCAAUUCGGUUACUCCUAGUGCCUUUAUCUCAUUGAUGCUAGCCUAUGCAAAUUACCAAUCCCCUACAUCAAGAACUGAACCAUUCUUGGUUUCCUUGACUGAAAAUGGUAGACUAUUCAAGCAAAAUAUUAUGGCCAAUGUUGAUUUUAGCAAACCCAUUCACGGGUUCCCAUUUUUACCAACAUCAAGAAUUCCAGAUGGUAAAUUCAUAUUGGCCGAGUCAAGUGCCAUUUGGGCGUAUACUAUAAUGCAUAAUCCAAGUUUUGUUAAUAAUCCCCAUGUUGCUGCUCCAUACUUGAACAUUGCUUACGAACUUGGUGAAUUCAAUGACUUCAAAGAUAGGUUGAAUGAGAGCACUUAUUUGAAUGAUGAAGGUAUUCCUAAAGUCAGAGAAAUUGAAAUUAUUGAACCAAAUGAAGAGACCGAGUCACCAGAUUCAGAAUUACAGGUUGUUGAACCUAAUGAAAAUGAUACAGGCCUUGUUAAGUCACCAAUUCUUAAUAAAUUACUGGGACAUCUCAAAGACAACAGACAUAAAGCACCAAGAGAUUCUAUGAUUUAUCAAAUCGCACUUGACGCCGCUGGCAAGUUUAAGAAAUUUGAUUUUGCACAAGAAAUAAUCAAAGAAAGAGGUCAGUUUAGAAAAUCAAACAUGUUUAAAAAAUUAUCAUCAAAGGAGCAAACUAAACAAGAUUUCCAAUUUGCUGAGAAAUUAGUCUAUUGUUAUGUCAAGAUGAAUUUGAUAGAAGAUGCCUAUUCAGUAGUACUACUGUCUGUUGACAGGUUCCCAUGGGGUUGGAAACAAUUGGUUCCACUUAAUACCGCUGCUAUAAAUCUUGGAAGUUCAGAAUUGGCAGCUGCCGUUAGAAAAAUUGCUCAAAGUAACCAAGUUAAACAUCACGGUAAAAUAAAAAGUAACGAUUAUAAAAAAUAUGUAAUGAAGAGAGGCUACUAA
This is a messenger RNA of Candida tropicalis MYA-3404, 2262 nucleotides long. RefSeq lists its product as uncharacterized. Bases 1 to 2262 code for a protein of 753 amino acids. Gene Ontology annotation, molecular function: protein binding. The transcript has a single exon. The record is from RefSeq and is a predicted model, not a curated record. NCBI's taxonomy places the organism in Eukaryota, Fungi, Ascomycota, Pichiomycetes, Serinales, Debaryomycetaceae.